Syngnathus acus (greater pipefish) is the source of this 1001-nucleotide messenger RNA. It is a transcript of the gene ttc1, whose product is annotated as tetratricopeptide repeat domain 1. NCBI's taxonomy places the organism in Eukaryota, Metazoa, Chordata, Actinopteri, Syngnathiformes, Syngnathidae. The record is from RefSeq and is a predicted model, not a curated record. Gene Ontology annotation, molecular function: protein binding. The transcript has 8 exons. Bases 100 to 927 code for a protein of 275 amino acids.
AAGCCGGGUAAGAUGAACGUACUGAGGAAAGCGGACGACGACGAAGAACAACCCGGAAGUGCUUUGGAUAAUUCAUAGAGGGCUCGCGUUGCUAACAGGAUGAGCAGGCCAGCGGAUGAGCUGAGAUGUAGCGAGGAGGACGCUGUGGACCGGGAGGACUUUUUUGACUGCCAAGAGACUUUGGAGCAUCCGGACCGGGGAGACCGGGACGGACGACACGCCAAGACAGACAUGAGACGCGAGACGCCGGACGACACAAGAAUAGAACCGCUUGAGGACACGCUGAACGAUUCCAAUGACGACUUGAAGGAGCGCGGAGAAGAAGUGGAAGAUGAGCAUCAGAAGGAGGAAGAGGAGAAAUUGACAGAGGAGGAAAAGGAGAGCCGACGAUUGCACAGUCUCGUCUUGAAGGAGGAAGGAAAUUGCCACUUUAAAAAUGGAGAUUGGUCUCUGGCGGAGCAGAGCUACACGCAAGCGUUGGUGUUGUGUCCGCGCUGUUUCAGCCAAGAUCAAGCCAUCCUGUUCUCAAACAGAGCGGCUGCCCGACUGCACCUGGACCGGAAGGAUGACGGGAUUGCCGAUUGCUCCAGAGCGUUGGAGCUGAAGCCAGACUACCUGAAGGCCUUGCUGAGGAGGGCUGAGCUCUACGAGCAGACAGAGCAGCUGGAGAAGGCGCUGGACGACUACCAGAAGGUUCUGGAGCAAGACCCUGGGCAGGCGGCGGCCAGGCGGGCCUGCGUGAGCUUACCUCAGCAGAUCCAUGAGAAGAACGAGAAGCUGAAGGAAGAAAUGUUAGGUAAGCUGAAGGAGCUGGGGAACAUGGUCCUGCGACCGUUCGGCCUAUCCACCAGCAACUUCCAGGUCAACCAGGACACCAACACGGGCUCCUACUCCAUCAACUUUGUCAACAAGCCCAACAACACGUGACUGCGCCGCACCGUCUUUCCACAAUAAACCUUUGCUGUCCCAUCCCAACCCCGGGCUAAUCAAUGAGCAAUCAA